UCGACCCCCGUCAAGAACAAGAUGCCCAGGGCGCCGCGGAAGCACAGCAAGACUUACAAGGUCCCCCGUCGUCCCUUCGAGUCGGCGCGUCUCGAUGCUGAGCUGAAGCUCGCAGGCGAGUAUGGUCUCCGCAACAAGCGCGAGAUCUGGCGCAUCGCGCUCACUCUUUCCAAAAUCCGUCGUGCUGCUCGUGAGCUGCUCAAGCUCGACGAGAAGGACCCGAAGCGUCUCUUCGAGGGCAAUGCCCUGAUUCGCCGUCUUGUGCGCAUCGGUGUGCUCGACGAGAGCCGCAUGCGUCUCGAUUACGUGCUCGCGCUCAAGAUCGAGGACUUCUUGGAGCGCCGUCUCCAGACCCAGGUUUUCAAGAGCGGCCUUGCCAAGUCCAUUCACCACGCGCGUGUGCUCAUCCGCCAGCGCCACAUUCGUGUCGGCAAGCAGAUCGUCAACGUGCCCUCCUUCGUCGUCCGCCUUGACUCCCAAAAGCACAUCGACUUCUCGCUGACCUCGCCGUACGGUGGUGGCCGCCCGGGUCGCGUCAAGCGCAAGCGCAUUGCCGCUGCUGCCAAGCGCGAGGAGGGUGGCGACGAGGAGGAGGAGGAGUAAAUCACUCGCCAAUCUCGGGUGCCCUAGUUGUAUUCCAUUCGCCUCGCUAUGUAUCAUGUCCACGAUAUGCUGUUAUGGUGCAACAUUCAUAUGCCAUCUCCCCCAUGCUUGUAUCGAUAUCAACGGAAGUCUUUGAACUUGCCUGGUCUGCGGGUCGUUGCA
This is a messenger RNA of Schizophyllum commune H4-8, 765 nucleotides long. RefSeq names its product 40S ribosomal protein S9. Gene Ontology annotation, cellular component: cytosolic small ribosomal subunit. The coding region runs from base 22 to 603 and encodes 193 amino acids. Gene Ontology annotation, molecular function: structural constituent of ribosome; rRNA binding. The transcript is spliced from 5 exons. Gene Ontology annotation, biological process: positive regulation of translational fidelity; translation. The record is from RefSeq and is a predicted model, not a curated record. Lineage: Eukaryota; Fungi; Basidiomycota; Agaricomycetes; Agaricales; Schizophyllaceae.